AUGCCGGUGACCGGAGGGGGAAUCUACCAGGCUGGAGCCUCCUCAUCAGCCUCACCCACAGAGGGAAAACAUGCAAACAUGAAAUCCCAGCCUGACGACGACCACCAGCAGCAGUCUGGCAACGGGUGCGACCACCAGGUUCCAAACCAGAAUCACAGACCACAGAGCGUGGACGGACCUGAGAUGCAGGCUCUGCCCAUGCCGGUCACAGAGCCAACAAUCCAACACACUAAGUUGUUCAUCAACAACGAGUGGCAUGAGUCAUGCAGUGGGAGAAAGAUUCCUGUGUAUAAUCCCGCCACAGGAGAGCUGCUGUGUGACGUGGAGGAGGCUGAUGCAGAAGAUGUUGAUAAGGCAGUGAGGAGCGCCCGCGCCGCCUUCCAGAUUGGGUCACCAUGGCGAUCCAUGGACGCCUCAGACCGAGGUCGUCUUCUUAAUAGACUUGCUGACUUAGUGGAGCGAGAUGGGCUUCUCCUGGCUACCCUGGAGGCUUUGGACUCCGGCAAAGUGUUUCUCAUGGCGUAUUUUGUAGAUCUGAUGGCAACAAUCAAAACUUUGAGAUAUUAUGGAGGUUGGGCCGACAAGGUUCAGGGCAAAACCAUCCCAGUAGAUGGACAGUACUUUACUUACACUCGACAUGAGCCAAUUGGAGUAUGUGGCCAGAUCAUUCCUUGGAACUUCCCAUUGAUGAUGUUUGCAUGGAAGAUUGCUCCUGCUUUGUGCUGUGGGAACACUGUCAUCAUCAAACCUGCUGAACAGACCCCAUUGUCAGCCCUGCACAUGGCUGCACUCAUAAAAGAGGUCGGGUUCCCUCCAGGUGUGGUGAAUGUGGUGCCGGGCUACGGUCAGACAGCUGGCUGUGCCAUUUCUCAUCACAUGGAUAUAGACAAAGUCGCCUUCACCGGAUCUACCGCUGUUGGGAAACUCAUUCAGAAGGCUGCAGGCGACAGCAAUCUGAAGAGAGUUACACUGGAACUCGGCGGCAAAAAUCCCAAUAUUGUCUUUGCAGACUGUGACUUAGAGUACGCGGUGGAGCAGGCCCACAGUGGUCUGUUCUUCAACCAGGGCCAGUGCUGUCUUGCUGGAUCCAGGGUGUUUGUGGAGGAACCGAUCUACGAGGAGUUUGUCCGUCGCAGCGUAGAGAAGGCCACAUCCAAAGUCCUGGGAAACCCACUGCUGCCAGGGGUGGAUCACGGGCCACAGAUUGACCAGAAGCAGUUUGAUAAGAUAAUGGAGCUGAUAGAGAGCGGGAAGAGGGAGGGAGCCACGCUGGAAUGUGGGGGGUCCGCGUGGGGUCAGCAGGGACUUUUUAUCCAACCCACCGUCUUCUCAAAUGUCACAGAUGAUAUGCGCAUCGCCAAAGAAGAGAUUUUUGGUCCAGUGCAGCAGAUCAUGUGCUUCCGUAGCGUCCAUGAAGUCAUCCAGAGAGCCAACGGCACACACUACGGCCUGGCAGCGGGCGUGUUCACCAACGACAUCGACAAAGCCCUGACAGUCUCUUCAGCGCUGCAGGCUGGCAUGGUCUGGGUGAACUGCUACAAUGCCAUGAGCGCUCAGUGUCCGUUUGGUGGCUUCAAAAUGUCCGGCAAUGGGAGGGAGCUGGGGGAAUAUGCUCUUCAGGAGUACACAGAGGUCAAGGCAGUCACCAUCAAAAUCUCACAGAAGAACUCGUAA
This is a messenger RNA of Limanda limanda (common dab), 1674 nucleotides long. Its product is annotated as aldehyde dehydrogenase 1A1-like. The transcript has 14 exons. Gene Ontology annotation, molecular function: benzaldehyde dehydrogenase (NAD+) activity. The coding region runs from base 1 to 1674 and encodes 557 amino acids. Lineage: Eukaryota; Metazoa; Chordata; Actinopteri; Pleuronectiformes; Pleuronectidae. The record is from RefSeq and is a predicted model, not a curated record.